Corylus avellana is the source of this 1358-nucleotide messenger RNA. Its product is annotated as GDSL esterase/lipase At5g33370. The record is from RefSeq and is a predicted model, not a curated record. NCBI's taxonomy places the organism in Eukaryota, Viridiplantae, Streptophyta, Magnoliopsida, Fagales, Betulaceae. Gene Ontology annotation, molecular function: hydrolase activity, acting on ester bonds.
CACUCACUCACGAGUUGGCUUGCUUGCUAGUCUACACAAAAGGGCUGUCUCCUCCAGCUUCUAGCUUGCAAGUCCAUUUCAAUGGAAAGCAUAAGCUUUCUGGGUUUUCUUUCUCUGCUUCUAACUUUGACUAGUUUUUCUUCCCGAGCCGAGGCUCGAGCUUUCUUUGUUUUCGGCGAUUCUUUGGUUGAUAAUGGCAACAACGACUACCUCGCCACCACUGCCCGCGCCGACUCCUACCCUUAUGGCAUUGACUCUCCGACUCACAGAGCUACCGGUCGUUUUUCAAACGGGCUUAACAUCCCGGAUAUUAUCAGUGAGCAAAUGGGCGCGGAAACCACGUUGCCGUACUUGAGCCCACAGCUCACCGGAGAAAGACUGCUUGUCGGUGCUAACUUUGCUUCUGCUGGGAUUGGAAUUCUCAACGACACCGGAGUCCAAUUUCUAUACAUAAUCCGAAUGUACCAACAACUGUUGUACUUUCAACAAUACCAACAACGGUUGAGCGCUCUCGUCGGAGCCGACCAAGCUAAGCAGAUUGUAAACGACGCGCUGGUCCUCAUCACCGUAGGAGGCAACGACUUUGUGAACAACUACUACUUGGUCCCCUUCUCCGCAAGAUCUCGCCAAUUUGCUCUCCCGGACUACGUUGUCUAUGUCGUUUCGGAGUACCGAAAACUUUUAAUGAGAAUAUACGAGCUGGGAGCACGGAGGGUUUUGGUGACAGGUACAGGACCGCUGGGCUGUGUUCCGGCGGAGCUGGCCAUGCGUAGCAGAAAUGGUGAGUGCUCGGAGGAGCUGCAACGAGCCACAAACUUGUUCAACCCACAAGUGGCUCAACUGCUUAAUCAACUUAACAGAGAGAUUGGGUCGGAUGUGUUCGUUUUCGGAAAUGCUUUUGACAUGCACAUGGAUUUUGUUAGCAAUCCUGGAGCUUAUGGAUUUGUAACAUCAAAGAUAGCAUGCUGCGGGCAAGGGCCAUACAACGGGAUCGGACUAUGCACGCCGGCGUCCAACCUGUGCCCGAACAGAGACAUUUAUGCUUUUUGGGAUCCAUUUCAUCCAUCUGAAAGGGCCAACAGGAUCAUCGUACAAACAAUCAUGACUGGAUCCACCAAGUACAUCAACCCAAUGAAUCUCAGCACCCUUCUGGCCGUCGACUCCAGGACCUGAUCGUCUUUUGCUCUUACAAAUCACGUCUUUAGAUCUUUUUAUGUAUUCAUGUUAGUUUGAAAUUGGGUGGUUAUUAAUUAUAUUGUCUUUCUUAUCAUGGAAAUUGUGUAGAGUACGAUGUUUCAGAUUCAUAUAUAGUUUUUGGGGCUAAUAAAUAAAAUCAUUAGUGCUUACUGCUUACUUUA